AGCUGCUGGUAGCGUGGAGCUGAAACCAGACACAGGCAGCGAGGAGGUCGCUGUGGUAGUUUGUUUUUUUAGUAAAAGUUACAGAAAACUCGCAGGUGAACGAGCCCAGCGUGUGUUGUGUACAUGGUGGCUGACUACAGACUCUGAGGUAACUACUUGUUGAUAUGAAACGGUCGAUCUGAGCGGAAAACAACAACAUUUAGCUCGCUGACUUCUGCAUGGUCGCUAGCUAGCUAACAGUUAGCUUCGGGAGCUACUUGGCUAGCUUUGGCUAGCGAGGUCCAGCCCAAAAAAAAGUUGUUUACCCCAAGUUGUGGAUGUGGUCUCCCCCCGAGCUUUUCACGACCUUUCUCUGGGAUAAGAGAGCAAGGACCAAAUAUUCACACUGGAUUUAACACUGUGUGCUGUUAGGAAACUAGCAGGAUGUCCACAGAGGUUGAGUGCAGUCAGGUUGGCUCGGGUUUGACAGCGGCCAGCAGCAGCUCCAGCGGAGUGGAGGAGAAGAACCAAAACAAGUCCGAGGGGGCUCCAGAGCCAGAGGAGAAGCCGCAGAGGGGCUCGGAAAAGCAGCCAGCAGACGAGGCUGCAAAGAGCCCGACGGACACGCACAAGAAAUGCAAAGAAAACGAUAAAGAAAAUGACCAAAGCAGCAACGCUGACUCGGCUGUCGAGGCGGUGAAGAGGAAAGUUGUGGAAGCUCCUCCGCCGAAAGUCAACCCGUGGACUAAGAGGACCACGGGCAGGGUGCCGAGCAACAACAUCAAUACACAAGAGAAAGAUCAACAAAACACUCUGAAAGUCGUCCGUGCCAGCAAGCCCAGAACGAGAAAAUCCAGCAAGUCAAGUGACUUCAGCGAUAUCACAAACUGGCCCACACCUGGUGAACUGGCCAAAGAGCAGCAACAAAAUGUCCUCAACAACAACGGGAAGAAGCCUCCCUCCUCACGCAGAGAGAAGGAGAAGAGGAGGGAUCGGAUGGAGAGAAAGUCAGAGAGCAGCCAUGACGGCGGCGAGAGCAAAGAGAACCAGGAGGCUCAGCCGGACCCGCUGGGAGAGCUGCCCAAAGACGGCGAGUCCAAGUCGGGACAGGACGCCAAGAGCGCCGCGCUGAAGAAGAGGGGAGGUGAGGGUAACAAACGUAAGUGGGUUUCUCUGCCGCUGGAGGAAGCGUCCCGGGACGACGGCGACAAGAUGCACGGCGGGGGUCCCGCACGCUCGGACACAGAGCCCACCGGCACCUCCCCCGACCCCACGUCUCCCAAUCACACACUCCAUAAUAACAGGGCGCAUGAUAGCAGCAGGAGUUGGAGAAGGGAGCCACGGGACUUUGGGGACGAUAACGCCAGCGUCAGAAGCGAAGGCGGGAGCGUUCAUGGAGGAAUACGAGGCCGAGGGAAAGGUCGUGGGCGCGGGAGAGGCCGCGGUCGAGGCCGUUAUGAAUACUCUCAGAACUUCCGGGACUCUCAGUCGUCUGACGGCUCCGUUCAGGUCCCGUCAGAGUUCGGCACCAACAUGGUUUACUACUACGAUGACGGCAACAAGGUCCAGAUGUACACAGUGGAUGAAAAGCUUCUUAAAGAAUACAUCAAACGCCAAAUUGAGUACUACUUCAGCCUCCACAACCUGGAGCGAGACUUCUUCCUGAGGAGAAAGAUGGACGCCCAGGGCUUCCUCCCCAUCUCCCUCAUCGCCAGCUUCCACAGAGUGCAGGCCCUCACCAUGGAUAUCAGCCUCAUCAUGGAGGCCCUGAAGAGCAGCAAAGAAGUGGAGCUUGUGGACGACAAGGUGCGCUGUAAAAUCGACCCGGAGCGCUGGCCCAUCCCCACCCCGACCAUCGUGGGUUCCCCUCGAACCGACUUCUCCCAGCUCAUCAACUGUCCUGAGUUCGUUCCACGACAGACACUUAAUUCCACAAACUCUGCUUCGUCGCCUGUGAAGGAGACUCCUCCCGAGUCUGCUGAGCCUCAGGACUCAGCUGAACCCAGCUCCUCCAGUCAGGAGUCGCUCCCAGCCAAAGACGCCCCCAAGCCUGACCCCGACGCCUGGAUCCAGGUGGAGAAACGCCACCGACAGCCCUCCGGAAAGGAGCGCAGCAAGACUUCUCCACGCAGCCUCCAGGCUCCUUCGCAGGCCUUGCCCGACCAGGAGGAGCUGGACUUCCUGUUUGAUGAAGAAAUGGAGCAGCUAGCGCCCAGAAAGAACAAGUUCACCGACUGGUCAGACGAGGACGACUCUGACUACGAGCUGGAUGACCAGGAUGUCAACAAGAUCCUCAUCGUCACCCAGACCCCUCCUUACAUCCGUAAGCACCCCGGGGGCGACCGCACGGGCAACCACGAGUCCCGAGCAAAGCUCACCACCGACCUCGCUAAAGCCAUCAACGACGGACUGUUUUACUACGAGCAGGACCUGUGGAAGGAACCGGAACAGGUUGAGAUCAGCAAGCAGGAAGUUGAGAACUUUAAGAAACUGAACGUCAUCACUCAGGAUGAGUUUGAAACACUCACCCCCAAAGUGCCCGUUGACCCGAACCAGGAAGUCCCGCCUCUGCUAAGUCCAGUGGACAGCGGAGCAGACUUGUCCCGCUCUCUGCCGACGACGGUCCCAGAGUCCCCCGUCGUCCACCAGCCCCGAACCCCCAGAACGCCUCGCACCCCCGGACGCCAGGACCCCAACAAGACGCCUCGCUUCUACCCCGUCAUGAAGGAGAGCGGCACCAUCGACGGACAGACGCCGAGGAAGAAGAAGACCCGCCACAGUUCGAACCCUCCGCAGGAAGCCCACAUCGGCUGGGUGAUGGACUCCCGUGAACACCGGCCGCGCUCCGCCUCCAUCAGCAGCUCCAACGCCUCCCCAUCAGAAGGAGCUCCGCUGUCAGGAAGUUACGGCUGCACCCCACAGUCUCUGCCCAAGUUCUGGCAUCCAUCCCACGAGCUGCUGAGGGACAACGGCUUCACUCAGCAGGGAUACCACAAGUACCUCCGACGGUGCCUUAACGAGAGGAAACGGUUGGGGAUCGGCCAGUCUCAGGAGAUGAACACUCUGUUCAGGUUCUGGUCCUUUUUCUUGAGAGACAACUUCAACAGGAAGAUGUAUGAGGAGUUCAAACUGCGCGCAGUGGAAGACGCCAAAGAAAACUACAGGUACGGACUGGAGUGUCUCUUCAGAUACUACAGUUACGGUUUGGAGAAGAGAUUCAGGUUAGAUCUGUUCAAGGACUUUCAAGAAGAGACUCUCAAGGACUUUGAAAAAGGUCAGCUGUAUGGACUGGAGAAGUUCUGGGCCUUCUUAAAAUACUCUAAAAUAAAGAACCAGCCGAUCGACCCAAAGCUGCAGGAACACCUCUCCCAGUUCAAGAACCUGGAGGACUUCAGGGUGGUGCCCCCGAUGGGAGAGGAGGGAGGCAGAAGGAGACGUCACUCAUCCUCGGCUGGGGAUGAAGGGAGGCGUCGGCGAAAUCCUUCCAACACUACCUCAAAACCCACGCAGGCGUCCAAAGCCUCCACCGCCACCGCUGCCCCCGCCACCGCCGCUGCUGCUGCACAGAACACACCCAAAGACAAGGCCCAAAAAACAGCCGCUGCCGCCCAGGGGAAGAAGACAGAGCCUGGAGCAGCCAAGAAGGAAAGUGCUGCACCAAAUAAAUGAAGCUCCCUCCUGCAAGUGUGGGUUUGGAUAGAAGAGUCGUGGAGCGAGGCGACAUCGGCGGCGGCAGCUCUGAGAUCAGCGUUCGCUCUUUUCAGCAGCAAAAAACGUUUUGGUAUGAAGAGAGACUGAGCGUGGUUGACUUAAUUUGAUUGUUUUUAUCUGUGCAUUUCAUUUUUAAAAGCAAGCGUAGGCAGUGAGCUUGAAUCUGUACGCCUGACAGCUCGUAACGUUUACAAAAAAACAAAACAAAAAAAUGCAUUCCCUGCAUUUUGCCUUCUUUUUUUUUUUUUUCUUCUCUCAGAUGCCAAAACUCUUCAACACGUUUGUUGAUCACAAUCUGUAAAGAGCUCUGGUCUGUGCGGAGCUCUCUGCCUGUUGAACUGUGAUUCUAGUUGCCAAGUUAAGAGAAAUAGCAGAUAGUCUUGUGUGCCUUAAAGCCCAGAGGGCGAUUGGAGACAUUACAGUCCAGAUUUCACUUCUUAAAGUCUUCCCUUUGAUCAUUUUGGUUAAAACUGACACCACUUGCAGUUUUUUUUUCUUUUUCUUGAGAGAUAAAGAUCUUGACAAUCAAGUUGACAGCUGCAGUCAUAAAUUCGUGAAGGACCCCAAGGCUGCUUUUCAUUAACACAACGUGCCCUGACGUUUUCACCGACGGGUAUAAUCUCAUCACAAUGUUGUUGUUGUUUUUAAUUAAAUGACAUCUUUACGUGGGAAGCUUUACUUUUUAAGUCCCAUUUUACACCCAGAGGUAGUAUAAUUUAUUGUUUUUAUUUUUACUUGAUUUGAUGAAAUAGUCUUAGGUAAUCAUUGCAGUUUUUAAUGGCUUUUGCUAUUGAAUAUUAUAAAAAAAAAGGAAAUGUUUGUUGCUGGAAUUAUGGGUGUGAAGCUAGCAUCAUAAAACUACAAUAUAUUUUAGCUUGAAGUUUACUCCAUAUUAUGUUUGAGGCUUUGGUGCUUUAGAGCACUUAAAUCAUUAACUUUCCUUUUACUUCAUCGAUGAACUUAAAAAAAGAGGUUAUAGAGUUGAAUUUAAAGAAAAAAAUGUAAAUACUAUAAAAAAUCAUUUGCUAUUCAAUUUUUCUUUUUUGAUUUUAAGAAUUGAUUUAUCGGUAGUGUGGUUUUGAGUGUGAUUUUAGGUUAAAGCAAUGCAUGUUAAUGCCACAGUUCUUGAAUUGUAAAAUGCAAAAAAAUAUAAAAUAACAGUUGAUUGUA
Molecule: messenger RNA, 4860 nt
Organism: Centropristis striata (black sea bass)
Lineage: Eukaryota; Metazoa; Chordata; Actinopteri; Perciformes; Serranidae
Gene: larp1b
Product: La ribonucleoprotein 1B
Exons: 19
Coding region: 424-3648 (1074 amino acids)
Biological process (GO): positive regulation of translation; mRNA stabilization
Cellular component (GO): cytoplasmic stress granule; cytosol
Molecular function (GO): RNA cap binding
Source: RefSeq, a predicted model, not a curated record